Molecule: messenger RNA, 2127 nt
Organism: Camellia sinensis
Lineage: Eukaryota; Viridiplantae; Streptophyta; Magnoliopsida; Ericales; Theaceae
Product: calcium-dependent lipid-binding protein
Cellular component (GO): endoplasmic reticulum
Molecular function (GO): lipid binding
Source: RefSeq, a predicted model, not a curated record
CAUGUACCAUUAUACAAAAGUUCAAGGAAAAAAGUGCAAAAUCGCUUUUGAGAAACUGACAGACAGAGACAGAUCAAAACUAAUUUAAAAAAUCUGGGAAUUAAAUGCUGUGUUUCUAGCGGUGUUUAAAUGGGUUUACUUUUUUAACACGGACUGCCCUUCACGCCUUUAAUAUUCAUUUUCUUUGUCUCUUCUUCUUCUUCAACCUUGGAGGAAAUGCCAAGAACACUAGGGUUCGAUCGAUACUUUUAGAUAUAGAAAACUCAAUAUCACUCUUGUCUUCCUUGUCAUCGAUCUGCUUUUCGAGUUCUUUAAAAUCAGUGAAAACUGGUUCGGAAUCGAGUGAAAAUGGGCUUGAUUUCUGGGAUUUUUAUGGGGACGAUCUUUGGGAUCGCUUUAAUGGCGGGUUGGCGUCAUAUGAUGAGGUACCGGAGCAACAAACGUAUCGCCAAGGCUGUUGAUAUUAAACUUCUUGGGUCCCUCAGCAGAGAUGAUUUGAAGAAAAUUUGUGGCGACAAUUUUCCUGAUUGGAUUUCUUUUCCUGUGUUUGAACAGGUGAAAUGGAUGAACAAACAACUGAACAAACUGUGGCCAUUUGUUGCAGAUGCGGCAACGAUGGUAAUAAAAGAAUCUGUUGAACCUCUAUUAGAAGAAUAUCGUCCUCCUGGAAUUACUUCAUUGAAGUUCAACAAAUUCUCUCUUGGAAAUGUGGCACCCAAAAUUGAAGGUAUUCGUGUUCAAAGCCUUAAGAAAGGUCAAAUUACCAUGGAUAUUGACUUCAGAUGGGGUGGUAAUCCAAACAUCGUUUUAGGUGUUGAAGCUGCAAUGGUUGCUUCAAUACCCAUUCAGUUGAAGGAUCUUCAAGUUUUCACAGUUGUUCGUGUUAUCUUCCAACUUGCUGAAGAUAUUCCUUGCAUAUCUGCUGUUGUUGUUGCUCUACUUUCUGAGCCAAAGCCUAAAAUUGACUAUACAGUGAAGGCUGUUGGCGGAAGCUUAACGGCCCUUCCUGGAAUUUCAGAUAUGAUUGAUGAUACUGUGAAUACAAUUGUAACAGACAUGCUUCAGUGGCCCCACAGGAUUGUUGUUCCUAUUGGUGGUAUACCUGUGGAUACAAGUGAACUUGAGCUUAAACCACAGGGUAAGCUUACAGUAACAUUAGUGAAGGCAAAUGAUCUGAAGAACAUGGAAAUGAUCGGAAAAUCGGAUCCCUACGUUGUUGUGUAUAUUCGGCCAUUAUUCAAGGUUAAAUCAAAGGUGGUUGAAAAUAACCUGAACCCCAUUUGGAAUCAAACAUUUGGGUUGAUUGCAGAAGACAAGGAGACACAGUCUCUUAUUCUCGAGGUUUUUGACGAAGACAUUGGGCAAGACAAGCGAUUGGGCGUAGCAAAAUUGCCAUUGAUUGAGCUGGAAGCUGAAACUCCAAAGGAGAUUGAACUGAGACUCCUUCCUUCUCUUGAUAUGCUGAAAAUAAAAGAUAAAAAGGAUAGAGGCACUCUUACAAUCAAGGUGUUGUAUCAUCAAUUUAGCAAGGAAGAUCAAUUGGCCGCCCUUGAAGAAGAAAAGAGGAUCCUAGAAGAGAGAAAAAAACUGAAAGAAGCCGGAGUCAUAGGAAGCACAAUGGAUGCCCUUGACGGAGCCGCCUCGCUUGUCGGUUCCGGUGUUGGGAUGGUGGGAACUGGAAUUGGAGCCGGAGUGGGGCUUGUUGGAACCGGUAUUGGUGCUGGAGUUGGGAUUGUUGGGAGUGGCUUUGGAGCUGUCGGCAGUGGCCUGAGCAAAGCCGGAAAAUUCAUGGGAAGGACCAUCACCGGGCACCACUCAAGCAGCUCAAGGAGGAGCGGCAACACAACUCCAGUGAAUUCUGCUCAAGAAAAUGGCGGCGCAAAGCCACUGUAAGAGUUGUCGUACAGUUGAUGAAUUAUGUGAAUUAGAUCCGGUUGUUUUAACUUUUAGGCUCUACAGAAUUAUAUAUAACUUUUGUUGUUUUUAUAAUUCUUCAAAAUUUUCUAGAUUGUGAAUUGAAGGCAUACAUGUUAGUUGUCAUCAAUGUUAUCUUGAAUUGUAUCAUUAAUCAUCCUGAAUCAAAGUCUGUGUUCCACUUUUCCUUCAAGAUCAGACAUUACAACUUCA